This is a messenger RNA of Tarenaya hassleriana, 2400 nucleotides long. RefSeq names its product acyltransferase-like protein At3g26840, chloroplastic. Lineage: Eukaryota; Viridiplantae; Streptophyta; Magnoliopsida; Brassicales; Cleomaceae. The record is from RefSeq and is a predicted model, not a curated record. The coding region runs from base 172 to 2301 and encodes 709 amino acids. The transcript has 14 exons. Gene Ontology annotation, cellular component: membrane.
UUAAAAUCACCCAGAAAAAAAGGAAAGAAAAAUGGGAGCAGUUCAUUCGUGAUGGUAUUGGUAAAGCACGAGCUUGUCAUGUUCCGUCUCCGUCUCUGCUCUAAACGACGAAUAGCCUAAAACCCAGCGAUCACUGCUCUCCCCUCUUCUUUUCUCCAUAGCUUCUCUCCCAUGGCGGCAGCCACCGCUGUUUCCUUCUCUGGCGGCGUCUCUCUUGUCUCUUCUUUCCCUCCUGGGAGAGUUCACAGCUCCGAUCUCGUCCAUCUGAAGUCAACUCCGCGACUGACCUCUGCAUCCACCGAUCGCCUCGGGGGGGUGAGGUGCGGAGCGGCGUAUCCCGCAAGUUUUCGGUUGAACGACCGAAGAUUCCGGCGGGGGGAGGAGGAGGGAGACGGCGGAGCGGCGGCGACUGCGGAGAACCCGUACGCGGAUGCGGAUCACGCUCGGCCGGAGCAGCGGAAGAGCUUGGCGGAUUUUCUGCGGGAAGCGAGAGGUUUUGUCGGCGGCGACGGAGGUCCGCCGCGGUGGUUCUCUCCGUUGGAGUGUGGCGCACGCGCUCCGGGCUCUCCUCUCCUCCUCUUCUUGCCUGGGAUCGAUGGUACUGGACUAGGGCUCAUUCGCCAUCAUAGAAGGCUUGGAGAGAUUUUUGACAUAUGGUGUCUUCAUAUCCCUGUCACGGAUCGUACUCCUGUCCAAGACCUGGUGAAGCUUAUCGAGAGGACAGUCAGGACAGAAAAUCACCGUUUCCCACAUAGGCCAAUAUAUUUGGUCGGAGAAUCUGUUGGAGCUUGUCUUGCACUAGACAUUGCAUCGAGAAACCCUGAUAUAGAUCUGAUCCUCAUACUAGCUAAUCCAGCCAUGUGUUUCAACUUCUUCAUGCUGCAACCUCUAUCGGGUCUACUGGAAUUUUUGCCAGAUGGAGCUCCAACAUCGGUGGAAGAAAUAUUUGGGGUUAAACAUGGUGAUCCAUUUACAGCGGUGAUAGACACUUUGGCAAAUGAAUCUGCUAUUCAGAGAAUAGGUGGGGGACUGUUUGGAGACUUCUUUGCAGCUUCAGCUCAUAUGCCUACUGUGGCAAGGAUCUUCUCCAAGGAUACACUUCGCUGGAGGCUGGAAAUGCUUAAAUCUGCUUCAGCAUCUGCUAAUUCUCACAUAUACGCAGUCAGAGCUCAAACACUGAUACUUCUGAGUGGACAAGAUCAAUGGCUGGUGAAUGAGGGAGGCAUUGAAAGACUCCGUCAGGCGUUGCCGAGCUGUGACGUCUGGAAUUUUAAGGAAAAUGGUCAUUUUCUUUUCUUGGAAGAUAGCGUAGAUCUGGUGACUAUCAUCAAGGCCGCCUCUUUCUAUCGUCGUGGGAAGUCUCAUGAUUUUGUCUCAGAUUACAUUCCACCAACUCCUUUUGAGUUCAAACAACAGAUCGAUAUAUAUAGAUGGCUAAUCACUGCUACUUCCCCUGUAAUGCUCUCCACUCUGGAAAAUGGUACAUUAGUAAGGGGUCUUGCAGGAAUACCUUCUGAGGGCCCUGUUCUGUAUGUUGGAUACCACAACUUACUUGGAAUGGAGAUUUAUCCACUAGUAAUUCAGUUUCUGAAGGAGAGGAACAUUCUAUUGCGUGGGAUGGCACAUCCAUUGAUGUUUCCAGGAAAACGAGCCUCGAAGCUUCCUGAAUUGCAGUCCUUCGAUGGACAUAGGUUAAUGGGCUCGGUUCCUGUCUCAGAGUUCAAUUUCUACAAACUACUUCGUUCAAAGUCUCAUGUGCUUUUGUAUCCUGGAGGUGUACGAGAAGCUUUGCAUAGAAAGGGUGAGGAAUAUAAGUUGUUCUGGCCAGAAGAUCAGGAGUUUGUGAGGAUUGCGUCUAGAUUUGGAGCCAAAAUCGUUCCUUUUGGGGUUGUUGGAGAAGAUGACAUCUUUGAACUUGUCCUGGAUUACGACGAUCAAAUGAAGAUCCCUUUCUUGAAAGAUCUUAUAAAGGAGCUAUCAAACGAUACUACCAGCUUGAGGAGCGGCGAAGAGGGUGAACUGGGAAAGCAAGACUUGUAUUUACCCGGGAUAUUACCUAAGAUUCCUGGGAGAUUCUACUAUUACUUUGGACAACCAAUAGAAACAGCAGGCAAAGAGAAAGAGCUGAGAGAAAGAGAGAAGGCUCAAGAGCUUUACCUGAGAGUGAAGGCAGAAGUGGAGAACUGCAUCGCCUACUUGAAGGCUAAACGAGAGAGUGACCCUUACAGGAAUUUCCUCCCCAGGCUCUUGUAUCACUCCUCUCACGGUUUCUCUUCUCAAGUCCCAACCUUUGAUCUCUGAUUUUUUUCUCUCUUCAAAUUGUACGUUCGAUGGUUAUUUACUUGCAUUGUGGUCAUAUUUUUACAACGCUAUUAUAAGGUAAUUCUUUUUUUUUUUUUU